CAUUCUUCAUAGGUUUCGAUUUCUCGUAAGCAGUAAGCUGCUUCGUCCAGUUGGUGUCUGGGUGCGCGCGCAGUUUGACAGCCCGCGCUUUUUCCUGUCAUACCUUAUUUUUUUAUAAGGAUAACAUUCGAAAUUUAAAAUGAACAAUCAAAUAGACGACGAACAAAUAACUAUGCUGCGACGUGCGUUCAGCAUGUUCGACUCCAGUAAGCAAGGAAAGAUCGAGAAGGAGAAAGUGCGGACGAUCCUCAACACCAUGGUACAUAGCUUUGAUGAUAACGAGCUUGAUCAGAGACUGGACAAUGAGGAUGUUGAUGGUUCAGGCAAGCUGAAUUUCGAUUCGUUUGUCCGAGUUGCGACACAUUUCUUGGACGAGGACGACGAAGCCUUACAAAAGGAGCUUAAAGAGGCUUUCAGGCUGUAUGACAAAGAGGGUAACGGCUACAUUCCCACAUCGAGCCUCAGAGAGAUCCUUGCUGCGUUAGAUGAUCAGCUCACACCAGACCAACUCAAUGAGAUGAUCGCCGAGAUUGAUACAGAUGCAUCAGGCACUGUAGACUUUGAUGAAUUCAUGGAGAUGAUGACUGGCGACUAGUCUUCAAACUGCAAAGAAUAAUAAAAAUUGUCGACGGAGAUUUUCUAAUAAACUUUAUUUAUUAAUUC
Molecule: messenger RNA, 663 nt
Organism: Colias croceus (clouded yellow)
Lineage: Eukaryota; Metazoa; Arthropoda; Insecta; Lepidoptera; Pieridae
Product: troponin C-like
Exons: 6
Coding region: 140-595 (151 amino acids)
Molecular function (GO): calcium ion binding; enzyme regulator activity
Source: RefSeq, a predicted model, not a curated record